This is a messenger RNA of Neodiprion virginianus, 3297 nucleotides long. Its product is annotated as arrestin domain-containing protein 17-like. Bases 1021 to 2616 code for a protein of 531 amino acids. NCBI's taxonomy places the organism in Eukaryota, Metazoa, Arthropoda, Insecta, Hymenoptera, Diprionidae. The transcript has 10 exons. The record is from RefSeq and is a predicted model, not a curated record. Gene Ontology annotation, cellular component: cytoplasm. Gene Ontology annotation, biological process: protein transport.
GUCAGUGGAGUUUGGUCGCCGCUUCGGGCGCCGCGACGCUCCUUCAAGGCGGGAAGUCUAAAUUUACCGUCGCGCCCCUCAACGGUACGAAUCGUGAUUCACGCACCCGUUUAACGUUUACGUUCAGCAAUUAUUUCCACGAGCGGUUAUGAGUUCGUUGAAGAGUCAUCGCGUGUCAGAGACCGAGGUCGAAAAGCUCGGAACCUCGUCGUCGAUCGCAGGAUAGAAAAGUGGGAAUGAUAAAGAAAAGCUUACCAUCGGUUCACGGUGCAUGGCCUGUUUCUUUUUCUCGACUCGGAGGUCGCCGGGAGGCGAAGGAAACUUUUGGGAUAAAUAUAGUUCAACGAAAAGAUGGAAAUACGGUACCAGAAGCAACGCUGAGGUCGUCGAGGAAUCGUCUGGAAUAAAUCGUUGGGUAAAAGUUAAAAGAAAAGUUCCGAGCCGUGUUUAGUUGCCCUUGGUAAAAAACAGGCCCAGCCCGCUGAAUUUACUGUGCAAUGGACGUUCGUGGUACUUUGAACGUGAACGUUUAUAGAUGAAUUUUUGCUAUAGUUGCGAGGAACGAAAGUUUUCUAGAUAUACGGUUGAAUAUCGCAGAGAAAAUAGAAAACCGUGUGUUAAUUGUUGGUGAAAUGGUUUCCAACCGUUCAAGUUGACGGUAAUUAUUACCAAUUUGUCGCUGCAAUUAUCUUCAUCUGUCGAACUAUUUAACCCGCUGUGUUGGUACGGACUUCUUCCAACUUUCCCAGUGUCGACGUUAAACGAAAGUAAUCAAAAACACGAUUGCGGAAUCCUUUGUUACGAGCUUCCUGCAUUUGUUCAGGAUAAAUUAAGGCUGCCCCUACUGGCGCUGACUCGCCGAGUACGGUGAGCUUUUGUAACAACGUCUUCGCCCUGCGUACAAAGACACAAGUCUACCAUCCUCACGGAAGCCCGCACGGGAUACAGUGAAGCGGCGAUGUCCCUGCGGUUUCGUUAAUCAAGGUGCUGCUGCGUCCGAGUGUGGAUUCAACGAAUGAGAUGUCAGUGUUAUGCGUAAUUUGGGCGACGCUUUCCAUCAUCGCAUCGGUGUUCGCCUGCUCUGGAUUUUAUCUGCCAUAUUGGAUACAGGGAAGGCUUUUGGGAAAAGCUGACGCAUAUUUCAGCUCCUUUCGACGAUGUAAUUAUCCCCGGCUCCGUGCACCAAACGCCGCUCCGGAGAUAGUCUACGAGUGCGCAAGAUACUCCAGUUUUUGGGACAUACCCAGCGCCUGGUGGCAGGCCAGCACUGUGACGAUAGGGGUUGGAGUGGCUCUGGCGGUGAUCACAACGCUGACUCUCCUCGCGGCAGCUUCUUCGUUCCUGCCGCAUAUCCUGAGGAUGACAAGGCCGACGCGAGCCUUGGGAUCCUUGCAGCUUCUAGCGGACUCAAAGUCUUGGGGAAGUAUGGGCCUGUCGAGAUUCGAGAUCAUCCUGGAUAAUCCGUACGGAAUUUAUUACGCCGGUUGUCCAAUUUCCGGCAAUGUUUACAUAGACGUGGACUCGCCGAAAAAGGUUCGAGGGAUUGAAGUUAGGUACAAGGGCGAGGCCAAGGUGCGGUGGAAACCCGAGGGGGGAAACCAAAUACGCAAAGCAAACGAAACUUACAUGGACAUAAAGUGUAUUAUUUGCGGAGACGGCGAAAGAGAAUUUGAAAUACCCGAAGGAAGUCACGUGUUUCCAUUCACCUGGAUGCUACCGACAAAUAUUCCCGGCAGCUUCGAAAGCUUGUACGGGCGUGUUCGCUACACAGUCAAAGCAGUCAUUGAUCGGCCCUGGAAGUUUGACCACGUCCUUAAAGUUCCGUUCACCGUCGUACCGAUCCUUGAUCUUAACCGCGAACCACUUUCGUCGGAGCCGAUAAACGAGGAAAAUCACAAAACGUUUUGGGGUCACUCGGAGCCUCUCUAUAUGUCCGUUUCGCUUCCCGUUCGUGGCUACGUACCGGGACAAAAUAUACCAAUUAAAGCAAAGCUGAAUAAUAUGUCAGGCGUUGACGUUGAAAAGUUAAGAGUGGUGCUGAAAAAAUUAGUUACGUUUCAUGCGUUGGGAGAUUCCCGGACCCGAAAAGAAGUGAUAACGGAUUUCGAAGCGAACGUCGACGAGGGUCAAGAUUUGGUUCUGAUUAACCUAAAGUUACCCUCGCUUCCACCUUCCGGCCUGCAACAUUGUAAAAUCAUCGAAGUCGACUACAAGCUAAAGGUUGAGGCUAGGGUCGAAGGGUGGUAUAAUAAAAAUCUCAAGGUCAGAAUGGAUAUUAUAAUUGGUACUAUACCGCUCCUCACUUACCAAGUGCCACAGCACACUGUGUCGACAUCUGCUGUGGGUUUCGAGGGUGUAACUUCGCCUUUACCAUCCGCUCCAAAUCAGCCGGAGUCCCAACAAGAGACCUUUGUGUUUCCGACGGAAAUAGAGGAAUAUUCCUCGAGUUUACCGAAGUCCACCUUCGAAAAAUGCGAAAAUUACAAAGCAUCGAAACGUGAAAAGGACGAAUCACCGGGCGAGGAUACCGACGGAGAUAGUGACGAAGAAAUCGCUUCAUCAUUCGAUCCAAAAUACACUGUUUACGAGUUUGGACCAGUUACGCCAACAAACUAGCCAUAAACUGUAUUACUCAUACUUCUGUGUGUCAUAAUUCCACGAUACAUUUGUGUAUCAUCCGCUACAAAUAAUCGCUUAUCGUGAUGACGCUAUUGUAUCCCAUGUGAUGUCCAUGCCAAAGAUCAUUUGUUUAACUGUGAAAAUUGCUAGUUUGUUCGUUGAUACGAGAAGAAAUCGUUUUCCUUUGAUAUAUUGUGUGGUUGUGUAAGCCGAAAACACUGAAUACGCGAAAAAAUGAACAGUAAAUUAUUCUCGUAAAACAUAUUAUUAUUAUUAUUAUUGUUAUUAUUGUUAUUGUUGUUAUUAUUAUUAUCAUAUAUUUCAUCACCACAUAACUUAUGCCGCAUAUGGCAUGCAUCGGUUGCCAGAUCACAAAUGUUCCGAGUGUAAUAUCGUAUGAACAUGCGUAGAACACGGAUAAACAUCAUGAAAGGGAUUCUUUUUUGGCAAUCCACCAACACAGAUGCUUAUCAACGGAGUGCUUAUUGUAAUUCCUAUCUCGUUAAAUUCAGCUUACCGAAACCAGCAGUGUUCGUGUACCAGACUUCAAUCGUUGUUGUAUUCUGUACAGACCAAGCUUUAAACUGGUGAUGAGUAACCAUAAAUAAAUCCAAAUUAUUCGCUAAAAUAGCAACAAUUAAGUACUUGUAUGAAUCUUAAUAAAUAUGUUACACAAAA